CUUUCCUCGCUGAGGAGACAAGUCCCAGCUUGACAUCAAUAUACCUGUUGAUCAGAGCUCCAGUGUUAACCAACCGGCAGAGCUCUGUAGACACCAGCUGCGGGCAGCGUUCGCACCACCGGCCACUUUUCUCCUACUCGCCGCAACUUUGCAUCCCCCUUUUUUCCUAACCAUCGUUUGGCCGAAGAGCGGGAAGAGCUGGGAGAGAUCCACACACCUCUGAGAUCCAUGUGUUUCUCAGAAAGGUGCUCGAGUCUUCCCCCGUCUUCCACCGAGCAGCUCUGCCGAGAUAACCCCGAGCUCGCCAUGGAGAUGCUGGAGGAACCCGACUUGUAGAUGUUCCCAGCACCAGGGAUGGCGCCCGCGGGGACCGAGGCCGCCCCGGCCCGCCGGUGAGGUGCCCCCCCACCCUCCCCGAGCCCUGAGCCCGGACCACGAUGAACAAACUGACCUUCCACAACAACAGAGUCAUGCAGGACCGCCGCAGCGUUUGCAUCUUCCUCCCCAACGACGACUCCCUCAACAUCAUCAUCAACGUAAGGCAGCAUUUGUGCCACGAGUUACUGGUGCAGGUGUGUGACCUCCUGAGGCUGAAGGACUGUCACCUCUUCGGGCUCAGCGUCAUCCAGAACAAUGAGCACGUGUACAUGGACCUGGCCCAGAAACUCUACAAGUAUUGCCCCAAGGAGUGGAAGAAGGAGGCCAGCAAGGGGAUCGACCAGUUUGGCCCCCCGAUGAUCAUCCACUUCCGCGUGCAGUACUACGUGGAGAACGGCAGGCUGAUCAGCGACCGGACCGCACGCUACUACUACUACUGGCACCUGCGGAAGCAAGUGCUGCACUCGCAGUGCGUGCUGCGCGAGGAGGCUUACUUCCUCCUCACCGCCUUCGCCCUCCAAGCCGACCUGGGCGACUUCAAGCGCAACAAGCACUACGGGAAGUACUUUGAGCCCGAAGCUUAUUUCCCCGCCUGGGUAGUGGCAAAGCGGGGCAAGGACUACAUCCUGAAGCACGUCCCAAACAUGCACAAAGAUCAGUUCGCCCUGACAGCCUCCGAAGCCCAUCUCAAAUACAUCAAGGAGGCCGUCCGGCUGGACGACGUGGCUGUGCACUACUACAGGUUGUACAAGGACAAAAGGGAGGUGGAGGCCUCCCUGACGCUGGGGCUGACGACCCGGGGCAUCCAGAUCUUCCAGAACUUGGAUGAGGAAAAGCAGCUGCUCUACGACUUCCCUUGGACAAACGUGGGGAAACUGGUGUUUGUGGGCAAGAAAUUCGAGAUCCUGCCAGACGGGCUGCCCUCGGCCAGGAAACUCAUUUACUACACGGGCUGCCCGCUGCGCUCCCGCCACCUCCUGCAGCUGCUCAGCAGCAGCCACCGGCUCUACAUGAACCUGCAGCCCGUCCUGCGCCAGGUCCGCAAGCUGGAGGAGAAUGAGGAGAAGAAGCAGUACCGCGAGUCCUACAUCAGCGACACCCUGGACCUGGACAUGGAGCAGCUGGAGAAGCGCUCGCGGGCCAGCGGCAGCAGCGCCGGCAGCAUCCGGCACAAACGCCUCUCCCGGCACUCCACCGCCAGCCACGGCAGCUCCCACACCUCGGGCAUCGAGAGCGACCCCAAAGCCAGGGAGAUGGGGCCCGAGGACGGCUUCUCCGGCGCCGGUGCCCAUCGCAAGCUGAAGACUUGCAGCUCCAUGACCAGCCACGGCAGCUCCCACACCUCCGGGGUGGAGAGCGGUGGGAAGGACCGGCUGGAGGAGGAUUCCCAGGACGAUGAAAUCGAGAUGCUGGUGGAUGACCCCCGGGAGCUGGAGCAGGCCGGCGAGAUGGAGGUGAGCCCCGACAUGUGCGUCUACAUCACGGAGGACAUGCUGCUGUCGCGCAAGUUCAACGGGCACUCGGGGCUUAUCGUGAAAGAGAUCAGCUCCUCCACCUCCAGCUCCUCGGAGACGGUGGUGAAGCUGCGGGGCCAGAGCACCGACUCCUUACCCCAGACGACGUGCAGGAAACCGAAGACGUCGACGGACCGGCACAGCCUGAGCCUGGAUGACAUUCGGCUCUACCAGAAGGACUUCUUGCAGUUGGCCAACCUCUGCCAGGACACGGCCCAGAGCUACACCUUCGGCUGUGCCCACGGGCUGGAGGAGGAAGGGCUCUACUGCAACGGCUGCUUGGCCCAGCAGUGCAUCAACAUCCAGGAGACCUUCCCCGUCAAAAGAACCAGCAAAUACUUCUCGCUGGAUCUCACCCACGAUGAAGUCCCCGAGUUUGUCGUCUGAGGGCCGCGGCGGGGCAGGACCGGCUGCCCGCCCUCGGCGGGGGGAGGCCGGGGCUCCCUGCCCUGUGUUGGGGGUCAACAACGCUGCCUUUCCCCUGCGCCCCUCCUUGCAAACCGAGGCCGUGGAAACCAUCGCGCUCGGAGGGUCGCCCCGACGGUUGGGCGGGAUGGAGACCCCCCCCCCCCCCCCGGGCAUGGCGGAGUCCCGCCGGCGGUCCCCCGGCAUCCCUUCUCCUCCGGAUGAGUUUAUGCUGGACACAAGCUGUCUUAUUUCGACUGGGAGAAGCACGACUCGUUCGAGCUGGCAGAAGCCAAGCCGUGUUUUCUCAUUGCCUCGUGGCAAGGUGGCCUCCUCUCCUCCUUGCCCCCAUCCUCAGCGCUGCCGGGCGGCUCCGGCGGUGGCUUGGUGGCAACCGACGCCGGAGGGAAAGU
Messenger RNA from Tyto alba (common barn owl), 2710 nucleotides. Its product is annotated as FERM domain-containing protein 6. NCBI's taxonomy places the organism in Eukaryota, Metazoa, Chordata, Aves, Strigiformes, Tytonidae. The record is from RefSeq and is a predicted model, not a curated record. Gene Ontology annotation, biological process: positive regulation of hippo signaling. Gene Ontology annotation, cellular component: cytoskeleton; cytoplasmic side of apical plasma membrane. The transcript has 15 exons. The coding region runs from base 438 to 2279 and encodes 613 amino acids.